UAGGAAGAAUAUAAUAAACAAGGGAAUGAAUGAAAAUAUAACCAAAAUAUAGCAUGUGGUGAGGCUCACAAGUCACAGGCCUGAGAUCAUGGGGAUCCAAGUGCAUUUUCACAAUCUCUAUGUACCUAGUUCAUCCCAAAAGAUUAAAAGCUUCCCCGGUUGCCACAUACUUAAGUUAUCACUACAUCACGUCUCGGAAAUCAAGCCACUUUCAGCUCCUACAUAUACUAGUCCUCCAUUCAUCCUAGAGCAUCACCGCUAAAGAUAUGCAUCCGCCUAAUGAUUAUACCAAAUAUGCAGCACCCGGAUAUCCCAGCGCUCCUAUGAGCAUCCCUCCGGCCCAGCUUUACCCUUCCUUUGGUGUUCACGUUCCCACGCCCACCCCCAACACUUUGGGGAAGUGGUCUACUAACCUUUGCCACUGUUUUGAUGAUCCUGUCAACUGCUUAGUUACCUGCAUUUGCCCAUGUGUCACCUUUGGACAGAUUGCUGAAAUAAUCACUCAAGGCGAAACAUCUUGUUUGGCUAGUGGUGGAAUUUACGGAGUUUUACUAGGAGUCACUGGCUUCGCCUGCCUGUAUUCGUGUUUUUACAGAUCAAGAAUGAGGGGGCAAUAUGAGCUAGAGGAGGCACCUUGUGAAGAUUGUGUGCUUCACCUGUGCUGCGAGACUUGUGCCCUCUGUCAAGAAUACAGAGAGCUUAAAAAUCGCGGCUUUGAUAUGGGUAUAGGGUGGGAAGCAAACAUGAAUAGGCAGCAAGGACGAGCAACAACAGUAGCUCCAUUUCAGGGAACCAUGAGGAGAUGAAGUUCAUUUGCAAUACUCUUGUAAAUUGUUACUAAUAACUAGUUAGAGCCAACAUCACAUAUUGGUGAUUAUAAUUUCUUUCAUUUUCUACUUCUCAUGUGUAAUGAACCAGUUGAUGCACUUAUGACCAUAACUGAUACGAUGAAUAAAUAAUCUUCGAAUUAUUAU
Molecule: messenger RNA, 974 nt
Organism: Daucus carota subsp. sativus
Lineage: Eukaryota; Viridiplantae; Streptophyta; Magnoliopsida; Apiales; Apiaceae
Product: cell number regulator 1-like
Exons: 3
Coding region: 267-806 (179 amino acids)
Source: RefSeq, a predicted model, not a curated record